AUGAACACUACCUCUUUCGUUCAACAGCAAUUGCGUUUGCGCCAUGCCAACAAAUGCGGCUACAUGCUCCGCGUUUCAAUUUCAUCAAAGAUUGGCGUGCCAUACGAUACGGUCGGGUGUGGCUUUUCUUCAUUAAUUGCCCCUCCUAAUCGAACUCACGUCACUGUCAAGAUAGAGAAUAAAGGAUCUGCUGAACUGUAUACUUUUGUAAUGGAAUUGUUUUCGGAAUGUGAAAAACAGAGAAAUGACUCAAAAAUCAUAUGCUCUGAACUGCAGUCACACUUGGUAAAUUGGUCCCAAUUGUUUAAAUGA
This is a messenger RNA of Dicrocoelium dendriticum, 312 nucleotides long. The record is from the annotation of a GenBank genome assembly. Lineage: Eukaryota; Metazoa; Platyhelminthes; Trematoda; Plagiorchiida; Dicrocoeliidae.